Trypanosoma grayi is the source of this 2223-nucleotide messenger RNA. Its product is annotated as putative protein kinase. Lineage: Eukaryota; Euglenozoa; Kinetoplastea; Trypanosomatida; Trypanosomatidae. The transcript has a single exon. The coding region runs from base 1 to 2223 and encodes 740 amino acids. The record is from RefSeq and is a predicted model, not a curated record. Gene Ontology annotation, biological process: intracellular signal transduction; peptidyl-serine phosphorylation. Gene Ontology annotation, molecular function: ATP binding; protein serine/threonine kinase activity.
AUGGAGGGAGGGGAUCGGCGAGAAGGGCCGCUAAGCGCGUGGCCGCACGACAACAUCAGUGAGCUACCAUCAUCGCUGAUGGAGCCGUCUGUAGUAACGGUGGGCGUCGUCCCGUUGAUUUCCAUCACCGACGCGCUACGACGCGGUGAGCAGUUGCAUCAGAACAACAUGGGUUCACAAGGCAACAUAUCUAUGCUGUCAACGGCGUCCCGUGCGAGCUCCUUGAAUAAUACGGUGCGGAGCUGUGGCUACAACAGCCUGCAUAACAUGCUAGGUCCUGUGCUGGAUGUGCCGGAAUGUAUAAUCAUUCCACUUAAUAGGCUGCGGUUGUUCCAUUCCCAUGUUCUGGGCAAAGGCGCCUUUGGAGAGGUGGUGCGCGGGGAGCUCUACGCUACCAGUGCCGCGGUGGACCACUUGCCCACUAAAACAGCCUUUCCACGCUUUCCUUUUAGAGGCCAUCAGAAGACUGGCUUGACGCAGGGGUGCAGCGCCCGCAGUAAGGGAUCCUGCAGCGAGGGCCGCCAUAGCAUCGUAAGGAGCCCUGAGGUUGAUGGACGGACACAGCGCACCAACAGUGGCAGUGAACCCCAAUUCUGGAGCACUUGCGAAGCAAAGAAGCCACCUGAGGGCCAAGGUGGCUCCCGUUUAAUGGAAGGCGGAGCACGUGUGCCGCUGCAAAUACCACAAGCACUACCACCACCACCGCGUCAGCUAGUGGUAACUCCACCGAUGGAACGGUUGAGUUGUCAAACAACACUGGACGAUGACGUCCUGAGUGAGACAACGCCCCCUAGUCUGCAGCCGCCCUUCUGUACCACGUCAACUGUGAGCGACACAAUGCCAGCGUAUCACCAGUUGAGUACCUCCACGUCCUUUGCGACGGACGGUCCACCCAGGGCGGUGGCGGUGAAGCGGAUCGACAAGGCACGCCUCUCGCGGCGCCAGAAAUUCAUCUCGUCAUUUCAGACAGAGCUGCACUUCGCCGCCACGCUUUGCCAUCCUUCCUUUAUCACUGUGCACGGCGUGGCGGAGGAGGAUACGGAGCUACUGCUCGUGAUGGAUCUCGCGGAGGGCGGCACACUCGAAGACUACAUCAAAACGCGGGGCCUAGAGGAUACGCUCACUAUGGCCCCGCGCUUCCUGGCUGAUGUUGUGCUGGGGUUGGAGUACCUUCGAGCUGUUGACGUUGCCCACCGCGAUAUCAAACCAUGCAACAUGCUGCUCACAAGCGACUACCACGUGAAACUCGCCGACAUGGGCACCGCGUGCCACCUUGACGACGACGCCUCCAACACAUUUGGCGGCACCGCUGCGUACAUGUCACCGGAGGUGGUGGAGAUGGGCAAGGCGAGUGCGACGAGUGAUCUGUGGGCGAUGGGAUGCGUGCUGUUUCAGAUUUUCGUUGGCCGCCCGCCGUUUCAGGGCGGAAACUGCAUGUUUGUCAUGCGCAAGAUCAAGGAGUACCGAGACGGCGACCUUAACUACCCGCCGUACUUCCCGGCGGAGGCGAGGGACCUCGUGCAGCAGCUGCUGCGGCGCGAGCCGAACGACCGUCUUGGCUCCAGCGCAACGGGUGGCUUUGACGCACUCAAGGCCCACCCUUUUUUCGCCAGCAUCGACUGGUCCUGCGUGCUGCAAACUUCCAACAUUGAACUCUACCACGCGGACUACUUGACGCAGCUGCAGGGCCUUCUGGAGGCGGGUGAGAAGGUCGUGCACUGCUCAUUAGUGCUCAAGGAGAGUAAGAGAUUCCUUCGGAAGGUGUCGCGGCAGUGCCUGCUCGUCAUCACGGACCUCCCGCGUCUAUUCUAUGUGGAGGUCGCAACACGCGUGGUUAAGGGCAAUAUCCCACUCACACAUGAGGUGUACGCGGAGGCUGAAACCAUAGAUAAAUUUCGAGUCGUGACGAAGGAGCGGACGUACGAAUUUAGCGACCUCAACAAGCGUGCCGGCUUCUGGGGAAUGUACAUCAACGACUACGUCAAGCGGUGCCCUGUGACGGGUGAUGGGGACACUACCGCUCCACAGAAGCGAAGAAUGUCCAACAGCGAAGACAGCACUGAAGAAAGUCUCUUGCUGAAGGACCUCCUUGUCGCGAUCGCGCUGCAUUCACCAGUCUGCAAGGGCAUUGGCAACACCGCUGGCGUGCUGUUUGACCAUUCAGGGGAAGCAAAAGGGGGGUGCAUGGACGGCAGAACAUUUGGCCGCCGUCCAAAAAUGUAA